Podospora pseudocomata is the source of this 1053-nucleotide messenger RNA. RefSeq lists its product as uncharacterized. The record is from RefSeq and is a predicted model, not a curated record. The transcript has a single exon. Lineage: Eukaryota; Fungi; Ascomycota; Sordariomycetes; Sordariales; Podosporaceae. The coding region runs from base 1 to 1053 and encodes 350 amino acids.
AUGAAGCCGUCACGAUUUCUCUUCGCCCUCCUCCCCCUUGCCGCCGCCGCCAGGGGAGGAAGUUUCCGUGGCCUCUCCCACAUCGCCACAGAAAUCUUCUCCUUUCCCCCCACCAACCCAAUCUUUAUCGAGAACCUCUUCGUCCUCCCCGACGCCCGCCUCCUCCUCACCUCCUUUGUCCACUUUGGCCCAGACAUCAACUCACCGCUCCACAUCCUCAACCCUGUCACCUCCUCCGUCUCGGUGGUGACCACCCUCCCCAACUCCACCUCCCAGACCGGCAUCGCCAAGUUAUCCGGCGCAAACCGCUACGCCGUCACCGCUGGAAUCCUCGGGGACAACUUUGAGUUUUUGAACAACACGGUCAACGUGUACGUCGUGUCGCUGGGGUGGAACGCGUCGAGCGCGACGGUGGUGGAUACAAUCCCCGUUCCCGGGGUCAUUAGUGCGAACGGGCUCGUGGCGGUGGGGAAUGUCGUUCUCAGCGCCGACUCCCGGGGCGGGAGGAUCUUGAGGGUCGACACCGUCACCCGGACGAGCAGCGUCGCUUUUGCGGACCCGUUGCUGUUUGGGGACCCGGCAAACGUGAGCGGGUCUCUGGGGAUCACGGGGGUGAACGGGCUGUUUCUCAAGCGGCACGGCGGGCAGAGAUGGGUGUAUUUCACCAAUAGUGCGAGGGGGGUUUACGGACGGUUCAAGGUCAACAGUUUGGGGCAUAAAGUCGGGAGUGUGGAGGUGUUGAUGACGGCGACGAGCGAUGAUCCUGUUGGGUUUACGAACUCGCUGGAUGACUUGGUGGUGGAUGGGGAUGCGGAUGGUUAUAUUGCCUGGCAGGAUCGGUCGUUGCUCAAGGUGAAGCGAUACAACAACGGGACCACUGCGCAGACGGUUGUUCUCGGGCCUGGGGGUGUUGCAACUGGAAAUACGGGCAUCACAUUGAAGACGCCCACGUCCGUUGCCCUGGGCCUUGACGGGGGUCACAUUUAUGUUGGAACAGGAGGUGCUGUAGCCGGAAAUCUGACCGGAGGACAGGUGGUCAAGGUUACGAUCUAA